Messenger RNA from Paramuricea clavata, 1074 nucleotides. The record is from the annotation of a GenBank genome assembly. NCBI's taxonomy places the organism in Eukaryota, Metazoa, Cnidaria, Anthozoa, Malacalcyonacea, Plexauridae.
AUGCCGUAUGGGUAUGUCGUAGCAUCUAACAAAUGCUGCGAAGUGGCUAAAAACAAGAAAUAUAUAGAAUGUGCCCACUUCUCUGUAUCGUGCAAAUUAUGCCCCAGAAACACGUACUCGAUAACAAGAUCAGUACUUCAUAACAACAUCACAAAUCAAAUCCAGUGCCACGAUUGUGUUAAUGGUGGACAAUGUCUUGAGGGAAUAUUGACAGCCAAGCCUAACUUUUGGGGUUACAAAAUGAACCAAUCAGUUCGUUUUCUUCAAUGCCCACGUGAUUAUUGUUGUGAAGAGAAUGAUUGCGAAUCAUAUAACAGUUGUCAUGGUAACAGAACUGGAACAAUUUGUGGAGAAUGCCCCCAACGCAUGUCGGAAUCGUUAUUCUCAACGGAGUGCUUACCAAAUCAUAAAUGUGGCAGUGAUGUAGUUUGGCCUCUGGCGUUUUGUUUCUGCACAGCGUACCUAGUAUUCUUUUUGUAUCAUGAAGAAAUAGUAAAGUUCAUCAAGAAACUUGCAUUUCCUUCACAGCGAAGGCAGGAAAAUCGAGAUCCCAGUGAACCUACCCAAAACAGUUCUUCUAAAAACAGCGGAAUGCUAAAAAUAUUAUUUUAUUACUAUCAAGUCGUUCGUCUGUUGAAGAAUUCUAUUGGUUGGCAUAAGAAUAGAACAUUCAAUGACAGAAUAGAAAAUAUGUUCAGUAAAUGGUUUAAUUUCAUUGUUUUGGGCAUUUCUUCUUUCGAAUGUCCUUUUACUGACCUUCAUCCUGUUGACAAACAAGUGAUUCUGCACUCUGUAGGCUAUAUAUUGUUGGGUUUCCUUGGUGAUCUUUACAUCUUAACCGGAUCCAUCUUUUUGCUUAAACAUUCAAGAAGAUCUCAAAGACAGGCAAUAGAACGAGAUAUUAGUGCAACCACAAUGAACCAAACACCAAGAGCUCCUACAUCGUGUUUUACUUCUCGUAUUGCCUCAGCUUUUACUUAUAUAUCUCUAUUAAUGUAUGCUUCUUCAGCCCAACUCUGUCUUUCCCUCCUUCACUGUGUACCAGUUGGUGACAACCAAGUUUUUGUUCCUUAA